CAGUUAUUCUAUAUAUAUUCUAUUAUAUAUCUUCAUAGCUGAAACCAGUAGUUGGGAAAAAAAAGGUGUUGCAGAACUAGAGAGAAAGAGUGACUUAAUUCAUAAAUGUCCAUAACUACUAUUUCUCAAGCUAUGCUUAACCAAGGUGGUCUAUUUGAUGAAGAUGAUCAAGAUAUCCCUUCACAGAUGGGUUUCUUGGCCCCUAUGAUAUCAUCAACAAAUUUAAACGCUCUCAAAACUCUAAUAUCAGAUUCCCCAUCUGCACUUUCUUCAGAUGAUCAUCAUUUCCUUCUAUCUUCAAGACAAACACAACAAGACUUCUCUCAUCCUCUUGGAAAAUCCCAGAUAUACCCCUUGCAGAGAUCUUCAUCUGCAAAUAUCAACUGGGCAUGGGGAGAAAUGGAGGAAAGGAUGAUGAGGGGUGGAAAGAGAAAUAAUAUGAUUGUGAAUGGAGGAGAUUAUGAUCAUGAACAUGUUCAUCAUCUUGGGGUUGGAACAAUGAAAAUGAAGAAAGUUAUCAAGGUAAGAAGGAAGGUGAGAGAACCUAGGUUUUGUUUUAAGACAAUGAGUGAUGUAGAUGUUUUGGACGAUGGUUACAAAUGGCGCAAGUACGGUCAGAAAGUCGUCAAGAACACCCAACAUCCUAGGAGCUACUAUCGUUGCACACAAGAAAAUUGUAGGGUGAAGAAACGGGUGGAAAGGUUAGCGGAGGAUCCGAGAAUGGUCAUAACAACUUACGAAGGGCGACAUGUUCACUCUCCUUCACAUGAUGAAGAUGAGCAUUCACACUCACCUUCUAAUCAUCAUCAUCAACUUAGCAAUUUCUUCUGGUAGUAUCUUUCUUAUAUGCAUACAUAUAAAUAUAUAGGCAAAAUUAUGUAUGUAAUGUAGCUAGAGACAUAUUGAUGAGGAAAAUUGGUUUUAGAGCCAAGAUGAUUUUUAGUAUCUACUAUAUAUUCAGAACUUACUUUUCUCUAUAUAUUUCCAAAGAUGUUUGCAGAUGUUAAAAGCUAUAUUUCUUCUGA
This is a messenger RNA of Impatiens glandulifera, 1025 nucleotides long. RefSeq names its product probable WRKY transcription factor 13. Lineage: Eukaryota; Viridiplantae; Streptophyta; Magnoliopsida; Ericales; Balsaminaceae. Gene Ontology annotation, biological process: regulation of DNA-templated transcription. Bases 106 to 834 code for a protein of 242 amino acids. The record is from RefSeq and is a predicted model, not a curated record. Gene Ontology annotation, molecular function: sequence-specific DNA binding; DNA-binding transcription factor activity. The transcript has 3 exons.